This is a messenger RNA of Prorocentrum cordatum, 794 nucleotides long. The record is from the annotation of a GenBank genome assembly. Lineage: Eukaryota; Dinophyceae; Prorocentrales; Prorocentraceae.
GCCGGCUACAAGCUGUGGAGCUUCCAGGGGCGGGUCUUAUUCCAGCAGCAGAAGGAGAAGUUGUGGCACAUUGCGUGGAGGCCCCACCCGCCGACGCUCCUGCCCGCCAGCAAGCAGAACGAGGUCCGGAAGAACAUAAAGCAGUACUCCAAGAAGUACGACGCCCUCGACGAACAAGCAAAGGAGACUGCACGAAAUGCAUUCCGCGAGGAGCGCGAAAAGAAGAUGAAGGCGUUCACCGAGGUCCUCGACAGGCUACAGGAGUGGAAGUUGGACAAGGAGGACGAGAAUGAUUGGGCGGACGCGGUGAAUGCAUACCUGGAGAGCCAAGGUUGGGAGGUGAACGAGAGCGUCGUAGAGGAGGUUGAAAAGGAGGAUGAGGAACUCAUCAGCUGAAGCCUGGGCGCACCGGUCUUCGAGCUUCUGCUUCCCGAUCGCUGCCCAGCUGCUGUGGAGCCGAGCCCCCGGACGCCGCCCGGGGCCGCGCGGGCGGCACGCCGCCGCCGGGCGCCGGUGCGUGGCGCGCAGAGCGCGCACGGCCGUGCCCCGGGCGCGCCAGGGCCACGGGGCGAGCUCGGGCCGCUGCGCGAGGCCGGCUGGGCCGGGGCAGCGCCUCAGGAUUUUUGCGACGCCAAAUUUCCACCACAGCUCGGCGGCGCACGGUGCCAGGAUCUGGCGUUCCCCUCGCGUCCUGCCAGGUGCAGGGUGCAUGGUCUUUUGAUGGACCGCCUUCUCCGAGGUGCUCGCUGCAAACUCAGACGGCUGGGGGGAGGGGGGACGGGCCCGUGGCCCUG